This is a messenger RNA of Xiphophorus hellerii (green swordtail), 1494 nucleotides long. It is a transcript of the gene ogfod2, whose product is annotated as 2-oxoglutarate and iron-dependent oxygenase domain containing 2. The transcript has 7 exons. The record is from RefSeq and is a predicted model, not a curated record. Bases 103 to 1230 code for a protein of 375 amino acids. Lineage: Eukaryota; Metazoa; Chordata; Actinopteri; Cyprinodontiformes; Poeciliidae. Gene Ontology annotation, molecular function: L-ascorbic acid binding; iron ion binding; oxidoreductase activity, acting on paired donors, with incorporation or reduction of molecular oxygen.
ACCGGAUGUGAUAGGCAGGAAGAAAUAACCUGCGCUGUCAUAUAUGUCAGCUGCGCUGGGAUUCGGUUUUUCAGUUCGUUUUUGAAUAAAAUCCUUUCUAACAUGACAAACGACGGAGACAAAAAGUCUCGGUUUUAUACCUGCAGCUGCUUCACAACAGAUAACAUCUUCCUGGACGACUACAAGCUGCAUGUUCGCUUUGUGUCCGAGCAUCAGUUCAGACUGCAGUACCAGCCGCUGCUAACGAGGCUCGGCUGCGUCACGGAGCAGCAGCUUGUAGACGUGCUUACCAAGGUUUCCCAGGAGGUGGACAGAAGAAGGCACACAUGUGAGACAUCGGCUCAAAGAACUGCUGCCAUUAAAAACACAUACGAGCCUCUCCAUCCUCAUGUCUACCAUCUGCAGGAGUCUUACCUGGCGCCGGAGCUCAAGCAGCUGGUUGCGUACUGCAGCAGCAGCGACGCAUGUGAAGAAGGUCUUAGCGAACUGCUGGAGGACGUAGGAGGUGAUGAAGCGUCCGCUUCGUUGAAGAAGCAUCGGUGGAGGAAUGCGAGAAAUAAGAUAAAUUCUCCCACCUUAGCUCCGAGAGUCUAUCGUCUCCCAGUGUUUGAGAAAAGCUUCUGUGAGCAGCUGGUGGAGGAGCUGGAGCAUUUUGAGCAGUCAUCAGCCCCUAAAGGAAGACCCAACACCAUGAACCACUACGGGAUUCUUCUCAACGAGUUGGGCUUUGACGAGGACUUCAUCACUCCUCUGAGGGAGCACUACCUGCAGCCUCUCGCCUCCCUGCUGUACCCGGACUGCGGCGGCCGCUGUCUGGACAGCCACAAAGCUUUUGUUGUCAAGUACGCCAUGAACGAAGACCUGGAUCUGAGCUAUCACUACGACAACGCAGAAGUCACUCUUAACGUUUCCCUGGGCAAAGAGUUCAAAGACGGAAACCUUUUCUUUGGUGACAUGAGACAGGUGUCCAUAAGUGAGACGGAGUGCACAGAGGUUGAGCACAGGGUUAGCGAGGGCCUCCUGCACAGGGGCCAACACAUGCAUGGGGCCCUGCCCAUCUCCUGCGGCCAGCGUUGGAACCUCAUCGUCUGGAUGAGGGCCUCGCAGGAACGCAACCAGCUGUGUCCCAUGUGCAACAGGAAGCCGUCGCUGAUGGAGGCAGAUGGCUUUGCUGAUGGAUUUACAAAACAGUCUGAGUCUCAACAGAACGGCUCCUGUGAAUUAACGUGACAGUAUCCAGCUGCUGCCUGUCUUCUGUCACACACAGGGACUUUAGGAACACACACACACACACUCACAUUUUCUAUACCCUAGACCUGGCCACCCCUGGUCAGUCUCUCUAGGCUUUCUGCCGAUCUGCUGUAGUCGGUCAGUGAGAAACAGGGUGCUUCAGGAAAUCUUUUUAAAGAAUUAUUUGGACUAUUUCAAAUGGAUGAUAUUUUGUAAUGUUUUUGGCUGUCAAAUAUCUAUUAAAAAUAUCCAACGCUGUCAGAA